AUGCCAUCCAACGAUGAUAACUCUUCCGACUUCAUCUACCUCAAUAAUGCUACGAUCCAGAAUGAUACCCCUUCAUCGAUCGUCUGCAUCGUUGUUGAGAAUAAGCACGAGCACAAAUACCCUCUCGGGGCUGGUCAGAAAGCCUUGUCCGUCACCGGCAAUUUCACCAAAGUGAACAUCAAGGGCGGAAGCAAGUACAUCUUCCCCCAAAAUUACAUUGGCCAAAUCUCGACUACCGUCAAUAUCACUUCCGAAGUUGAGCAGAUCAACGCGGCCUUUGUGGAUUCUAAAGGCAAGGCCGACAAGACUACCAUGAUUGAGGAGGAUAACGAAAAGGAAGGCGGUGAUAAUAACGGAAAGGGGAACGAAACCGAUGAAAGCGAGGUCGAGGACGAUGAGCAUUAA
Molecule: messenger RNA, 405 nt
Organism: Phaeoacremonium minimum UCRPA7
Lineage: Eukaryota; Fungi; Ascomycota; Sordariomycetes; Togniniales; Togniniaceae
Exons: 1
Coding region: 1-405 (134 amino acids)
Source: RefSeq, a predicted model, not a curated record